This is a messenger RNA of Cebus imitator (Panamanian white-faced capuchin), 2265 nucleotides long. RefSeq names its product NUT family member 2F (gene NUTM2F). NCBI's taxonomy places the organism in Eukaryota, Metazoa, Chordata, Mammalia, Primates, Cebidae. The transcript is spliced from 8 exons. Bases 1 to 2265 code for a protein of 754 amino acids. The record is from RefSeq and is a predicted model, not a curated record.
AUGCUGAGGGCCUCCAAGCCAGCAAGAGAUUCAUUCCUGACCCAUGGCUUGGGAGAUGCCUCAUGCCCAGUGCUGGAACCGGGUGUGACCAAGAACCCUGGCGCCUCCAUGCCAGUGUUCAUGGCUCUGCCCUUCGCCACACCUGCUCCCGGCCCAGCACACGGGCUGCCCCUCGUGACUGUAGUGGUUCCUCCAGGUGGCCCUCUGGUGCUGUCUGCCUUCCCCAGGACCCCUCUGGUGGCAGGACAGGAUGGACGAGGCCCAAAUUGGGUUGGGGCUUCCAACAUCCUUGUCCAGAUGAGGACAGAAGUGGGGCCUGUGAAGGCUCCUCAGGCACCGACCUUGGUCCUAACUCAGGCCCCCCUCGUCUGGCAGGCUCCAGGCACCCUCUUCAAGGGCGUUGCAUGUCCACCUCCCCGACCCAUGGCAGCUGCCCCUGUGGUGCCCGCUAUGGCUGCCCAGGUCUUUGGGGGCACCCAGGCCUGCGAGGGAGGCUGGUCCCAGGGCCUUCCUCCUUCAGCACCACCGGCUCCCCAGCUGGCCCCCAUGAUGGCUCCAGGGAAUGCUGGGCCAUGGCCACAAGGGGCUCAUGGAGAGGGCAGCCUGGCUCCCUCCCAGGCCAAGGCCCCGCCGGACGACUCCUGCAACCCCAAGAGCGUGUAUGAGAACUUCCGACUCUGGCAGCGCUACAAGCCCCUGGCCCGGAGGCACCUUCCCCAGAGUCCGGACACGGAAGCGCUUUCCUGCUUCUUCAUCCCAGUUCUCCGAUCCCUGGCCCGGCGGAAGCCCAGCAUGACCCUGGAGGAGGGACUGUGGCGGGCCAUGCAGGAAUGGCAGCACACGAGCAACUUUGACCGGAUGAACUACUAUGAGAUGGCGGGAAAGUUCCUGGAGUUUGAGGCUGAGGAGGAGAUGCAGAUUCAGAAGUUGCAGUGGAUGAAGGGGCCCCAGUGCCUGCCUCCUCCAGCCCCGCCGAGGCUCGAACCUCAAGGACCAUCAGCCCCUGAGGUGGUCAAGCAGCCAGUGUACCUUCCCAGCAAGGCCGGCCCCAAGGCCCCGCCUGCCUGCCUGCCACCACCCAGGCCCAAGCGGCCAGCGGAGAGAAAGGCCCACCUGCCACCACCCAGGCCCCAGCAGCCAGCAGAGACCAAGGCCCCCGAGGAGAUACCCCCUGAAGUGGUGCAGGAGUAUGUGGACAUCAUGGAAGAGCUGCUGGGGCCUCCCGAUGGGGCCACAGAGCAGCUCACAGGACAAAGGGAAGAGGGCGAAGUGGAGCAGGAAGAGGACGGGAUGCUUUCAGACCCCGACCUCCUGAGCUACACUGACAAUCUGUGUUCCCAGAAAGACUUCGUCACCAAGGUGGAAGCCGUCAUCCACCCCCGAUUCCUGGAAGAAUUGCUUUCCCCAGAUCCACACAUGGAUUUCUUGGCCCUAAGCCAGGAGCUGGAGCAGGAGGAAGGACUCACCCUUGCCCAGGUAGCGGAGAAGCGCCUCCUAUCGUUGAAGGAGGAACGAUGUGCGAGGGCAGACCCUAGUCAUGGCACCGCUCGCUUGGACUCAAUCUCUUCUAAGUCUGCAGUGGGCCAAGGAGCAGAGAGAGAUGUCCCUGGACCCCAGCAAGGGGUCAGCAUGGAAACCUGCCCACCCCAGAUGGCUGCCUGGGACCCUCAGGGACGAGGCAGAGUGUGCACUGGGAUGGCCAGGUCCAAAAACCCUGUGGUGCUUUUGGAGAGACUGGAUUCCCGCAGGCUGAGAUCUGCCCGGCCAAACACUCCUCCCCAGGACCACAGACCCGCCUGCCCAGGGGUGGGGACCAAGGACACCUGGGGUCUCCCUGGAGCCUCUCCUGUGAAGGAGUCACCCAGGCUGUCUAAGGGGUCAAGUGAGGAGGAGAGGGAAAUCCCUGGUAUGGUUACUGUCGUGGGUACCAACUACAGGCUGCGGCCCUGGAAGCUGUCCCAGAGCCCUGUCUCUGCCUCGGGCCUUCUCAGCCCAGAAGGGCGGGGACCCCAGGGAGCUCUUCAGUCCCAAUCUGCAAAGAGAAGAGGCCUCAGCCCAGCACCCACUCCUGCCACCAAGUCCAAGAAGCGAGCUCUCUUCGGAGGCCCAUCCCCUGCUGAACAGAUGCCCCACCUAGGGCCUGGGCUCAGAGUCUCUGGGGCGCAAUCCCUGGCUUGGGGGCUGGGUGGCCCCUCACAGUCUCAAAAGCGAAAGGGUGAUCCCUUACUGUCUAAGAGGAAGAAAAAGCAGCACCGCAGCCAGUAG